This is a messenger RNA of Centruroides sculpturatus (bark scorpion), 1034 nucleotides long. Its product is annotated as very-long-chain 3-oxoacyl-CoA reductase-like. Gene Ontology annotation, molecular function: oxidoreductase activity. Gene Ontology annotation, cellular component: endoplasmic reticulum. NCBI's taxonomy places the organism in Eukaryota, Metazoa, Arthropoda, Arachnida, Scorpiones, Buthidae. The coding region runs from base 22 to 1014 and encodes 330 amino acids. The transcript has a single exon. The record is from RefSeq and is a predicted model, not a curated record.
UAUUACGAUAAUAAAUAAACGAUGUGUGCAAGCGAGUGUCUUCUGGUAUCUGUUGGUAUUAUUUUCGCUACCUUCUCUACGAUAUGGAUUUUGAAGGAGAUUUUUCGAAUGAUAAAGCUCUAUCUACUUCCAAACUUUAUUAAACAAGACCUUAAAAAAUAUGGAGAAUGGGCUGUAAUCACUGGUGGAUGCUCGGGUAUAGGAAAACAUACAGCUAUUGAGCUAGCAAAAUCUGGUUUGAAGCUUAUCCUUAUUAGUAACGAAUUAGAACAACUGCAGGCGACGGUGAAGGACAUUGAGACAAAAUUCGGAGUGGAAUGUUGUUACGUGUUGGCUGAUUUGACUGGUGGAAAAGAGGUAUACGACUGUCUUUGGAGUAAAAUCGAAGGUAAAGACGUUGGAAUUUUUGUCAAUUGCGCUGGAAUUGCCGGUAGAACACCGUGUUAUUUUCUGGACGAAACCGAAAGUAACACACUAGUAAUGAUAGCUUUAAACGUAGAAACUGUCGUCAAUAUGACUUAUCGAAUGUCUAACUUAUACGCGAAGAAAAAUAAAGGAGUUAUUAUUAAUGUUUCGUCGGCCUCUUCAAUAUUCCCAUUUUCUUAUUAUGCUAUUUAUUGUAGUUGUAAAAGGUUUAUGGAUGUAUUUAGCAAAGGGGUCAACGAGGAAUUAAUAGAUAAAGGCAUUAAUUUGCAGUCGCUCCUUCCAUAUUUUGUUCACACUAGAAUGACAAAUAAAAUGAAAAAAAAUAUGUUAAUUCCGUCGUGUAAGAAAUUCUGUGAAAAUUGGAUAAAAUGUAUUGGAAAGAAUCAGAGUUACGCUGGUUACUGGUUACACGAAAUUAUAAUUUAUAUUUUAUCGUUCUGUCCGAGUUUUUUUCUCAAUUACAUGACAAAAAACAUCUGUAUUAGUAAAUAUAAGAAACGAAUAAAUACAUCGAAAUCACGAAAUAAUAAAAAAAAAUUGCAUGUAAUCCAAUAUGUUAUUAUUUACAAUUUUUAUUUUUAUGUAUAAAAAUUAAAUUCUAAUUAUGC